AUGGCCCGGAUUGAAGGAGACGACGUUGAGCUGCUGAAGGCGUGGAUCGUGUCCAAGGCCGAGUCCAAUUCGGACGCUGAGCCAGAUGUGCUGGCGGACUAUGUCAUUGCGCUGUUGAACAACGAGCACGGUGCUGAUGACGGGCUCGUGGGCGUGCUAUCCACGGAGCUGGAUGUGUUUGUCCACGAUCCAGCGUCGUUUGCACAGGAGGUUGUGAAGUGUGUUAUGGAGAGGUCAUUUGUGCCGGCUGAGCAGGGCAAGCUACAAGAAGAGCGUAGUUUCGCCUCAGAAUAUGGUGAACGUGACUUUCCACCUGGCCAGAGCAAGCAACAGGCCCAGGGGAAGUCCAGAGGCAUUGAAGAUUUGAUUUCCAAGACAGUGGUUCCUAACUCGACGGAGAUUGUCGUUACACACCUCCCGUCGGAUAAGCUCGACAGCUCAAAGCUGCGAGAGUUCUUCUCGAGGUUUGGCGACGUCCACAACGUUGUCGUUGAUACUUCGCUCAGAGCAGCUGUGCUGCAAUUUGGCGACCACAGGUCUGCAAAGAAGGCCUGGUCCAGUCCACAGCCCAUAUUCGACAACAGGUUCAUCAAGGUGCACUUUAGACGGGAGCACGAGCCGGAACCAGCAGAGAAGCCCCUCAACAUGGAGGAGUUCAAGCAGCAGCAACUGUUGAAGCAGAGACAGUUCGAAGAAAAGCGCAUCAAGAGGCUGGAGCACGAUGCCAAGCUGAAGCAGGUUAUCGAACUGAAGGAGAAGAUGCUCGAAGGGUUCGAGGCCCAGCUGAAGUCCCUGGAAGAGGAACUCAUUGCCCAUCCAGAGAACGAGGUGCAGAUUAGAGCUAAAGUUGAACAGAUACAGAUCAAGAUGGUUCAAGAGGGAAUAACACCACAUGCAAUUGACGAGGAUAAGGCCAGGCUGGAAGGAAGACACGCGUUCCCUGCUAUCACUAGAGGGUCGAGCCAUAGCAGAGGACGAGGGCGAGGACGAGGACGAGGCCGUGGUGGGUAUACAGGAUUCUCACCAUACACUAGACCACACUCGUUCGCUGGUCCAAACAGGAAACUGGACCUGCGCACUAAAACCCUCGUUAUUAAGGGCCUGUCAGACCCAGACGACGAAGGUUUCCAAAGAGCCCUCGGUGUCUUUGGUCACCAGUACGUCUCUGAAUCAUCCAAGCGUGAUGACGGUUCCAUCAAGGUGACGUUUGUUGAUAGGCAUUACGCGGAGAGAUUCCUCCAGGAGAAAGUGGAGUUGGAUGGAAGACCACCACUGGAGAUGCACUGGGACGAAACUGCCCGGCUGACAACGCCCAUGUCUCCAGCAGACACAAACACUUGCUGA
Messenger RNA from Williopsis jadinii, 1344 nucleotides. Its product is annotated as RNA-binding protein. Gene Ontology annotation, molecular function: RNA binding. NCBI's taxonomy places the organism in Eukaryota, Fungi, Ascomycota, Saccharomycetes, Phaffomycetales, Wickerhamomycetaceae. Gene Ontology annotation, cellular component: nucleus. The transcript has a single exon. The record is from RefSeq and is a predicted model, not a curated record. Bases 1 to 1344 code for a protein of 447 amino acids.